CAAAACCGUUUUUCUGCCAGUCAUAUACCAACCAGAAGCAGCUUUGCAAGUUGCAAAUUGCAACAGUUGGCAGAGUAAGGGGUAGUUUGUCCAUGAGCAAGACUGCAGAGGCCAACGGCAGCGCGGCGAAGAAGAAGGCAGCACCCAAGUCGCGCAAGCGUAAGACCAGCGACGUGGGUGCUGUAUCCAAGUCAGGUGUCGCCCCGGCCAAGCGGUUGGCCACUGAUGCAGCGGCGGCAGCAGCGGUAAACGGCUCCGGAGCUGAGGCACACACGAUGCAGGCGCAACUGAAGCCAUUUGUACGCGGAGAACUGGUCGAGAGCAUCAAGCACAUGCUGUUCGGUUUUGGGGAUGAGGCUGAGCCUUUGGACGAAACGGCCGAGCUAAUGGAGGAUCUCGUGGUCGAGUAUGUGCACGCAAUGACCAAAAAGGCGAUGGAGCUGGCCACGAUCAAGGGCAAGCUGGACACUGAAUGUUUCAUCUUCCUUAUCCGCAAGGACCCAGAGCGCUACGACCGCAUCGCCGAGUUACUGCGCGCGAACGACGAGUUCCGCGCUGCACUCAAUAGCGGCUUCGACCCGAGCGACGAGAAGAUGUACUGAUCCCAUAUUAAGUAAAAGGUGUUUUGGAACCAGAACCACUCUAAGUGAAUCGUAUUGAAUUUUAUAAGGAUGUGUAAGCAUUAGCAUUCAACCACGAUGAAACAGAAACUUUAUAGGUGCGACACGGUACACCCC
Phytophthora nicotianae INRA-310 is the source of this 737-nucleotide messenger RNA. RefSeq lists its product as hypothetical. Gene Ontology annotation, molecular function: protein heterodimerization activity. The transcript is spliced from 3 exons. Bases 93 to 602 code for a protein of 169 amino acids. Gene Ontology annotation, biological process: transcription by RNA polymerase II. Lineage: Eukaryota; Oomycota; Peronosporomycetes; Peronosporales; Peronosporaceae. The record is from RefSeq and is a predicted model, not a curated record.